Molecule: messenger RNA, 1559 nt
Organism: Triticum aestivum (bread wheat)
Lineage: Eukaryota; Viridiplantae; Streptophyta; Magnoliopsida; Poales; Poaceae
Product: very-long-chain aldehyde decarbonylase GL1-10
Exons: 5
Coding region: 215-1120 (301 amino acids)
Biological process (GO): lipid biosynthetic process
Molecular function (GO): oxidoreductase activity; iron ion binding
Source: RefSeq, a predicted model, not a curated record
AGCCCUCCGAUUGCUCACUCCGUCACGUCCCGCGGGUCAGAGCGCAUCUACACGUACGCCCGGCCUCCUCUUCAAGUGACGCGAGUAUAACUAGCCACCCAUAGCGUGGACGCGGAAACUUUCCAAGGUGCGCAACGGCCUCUGCCCCGAUCCCGGAGCAGAGCAACAGAUAGAACCCUUCCUUCCUCUCCCGAGAUCGAUCGACGCCGGUAAGAUGCUGCCGUACGCGACGGCCGGCGAGGCGGAGGCGGCGCUCGGCCGCGCCCUGACGUGGGCGGAGGCCGCGUGGCUCCGCUACUCGGCGUCGGUGCCGGACCGCUACCUUCACUGGCCCAACAUCGCCAUCACAUUGGUCGUCUACACGCUGGCGCCGCUGCCCCUCGCCCUCUUCGACCUCGCCGCGCCGGCCGCCGCCGCACCGUACAAGCUGCAGCCCAAGGUGCAGCACCCGCCGGCCACCUUCUUCCGCUGCUACAUGGACGCCGUUCGGGUCUCGCUGCUCAUCAUCGGACCAUACCAACUCAUCUCGUAUCCUGCCGCCAAGAUAAUGGACAUACGGACGGGACUUCCAUUGCCGUCAAUGGGGGAGAUAGCGGCACAACUGACGGUAUACUUCUUGGUGGAAGACUAUCUGAACUACUGGCUCCAUCGGCUGUUGCACACAAAAUGGGGCUACGAAAAGAUCCACCAUGUUCACCAUGAGUUCACGGCACCUAUGGCGUAUGCCGCAUGGUAUGGACACUGGGCUGAGAUGCUCAUCCUUGCCGUGCCCUCCUUGGCUGGCCCUGCUCUCGUCCCAUGCCAUGUUACCACGCUGUGGAUUUGGUUUGCUGCACGUUUGGUUGAGAGCCUCAACAUACAUAGCGGAUUUAAGUUGCCAUUCAACGCUGAGAAGUAUAUACCGUUCUAUGGAGGGGCGGAGCACCAUGACUACCAUCACUACAUAGGAGGACAGAGCAAGAGCAACUUCGCUCCUGUUUUCACCUACUGUGAUUAUAUUUAUGGAACGGACAAGGGCUACAGAUAUCACAAGGCAACUCUGGCAAAGCUGAAGGAGUUGGCAGGCAGCGACGUUCAGAAAGGAGUCGACAAUGGAUUCAACAAUGGAAAGCAGGACUAGAGAGAGGUUGGCUUCAGAGGACUCAUGGUCAUACAAAUCCUAUCACUAAUUCAAGUGGUCUCCGGAUAUAUAUCCCCAUGAUGGAGUACACUAGCAUAAAUAAUUGUUCUAUGCCAAUCAUCAACGUUGAGUGGCUCGUGAACCACCGGCAGAGUCGUUCCAAGUGUUAAUUAUUUCCAGUUCUCCAUUCGUACACAUAGCUCCACUACUUCUCUAUUAUCGAAUGUAAUAAUGAUGCUUAGUUCGUGAUAUGCUUGAAAGUGUGCUUCUUUGCAUACUACGUGACAUGUCUCUAGCAAGCAGGCAUGUGGGAACCGUCAAAUAUGGAGACAAUAGUCGAGAGCAUUUGCGUUUGUACUUCCAAUAUCAGAUGUUGUACAUAAUUGGACAAUCUAUCUUUUUCCCUAUAUUUACGAUAUAUGUUGUCUUUCGGUGAUCA